Molecule: messenger RNA, 4463 nt
Organism: Amphibalanus amphitrite
Lineage: Eukaryota; Metazoa; Arthropoda; Thecostraca; Balanomorpha; Balanidae
Product: ras GTPase-activating protein 1-like
Exons: 18
Coding region: 821-3661 (946 amino acids)
Biological process (GO): regulation of GTPase activity
Molecular function (GO): protein binding
Source: RefSeq, a predicted model, not a curated record
GUCGGGAGCGGAUAGGGCUUUACUGUUCACGUGCUGUAUGCGAAGCAGUCUUUUAGGCAAAAGGUUCCGGCAGGCGGCUAUUUUUCUGUUGGUAAAACUGGCCUCUGAUUUGCUGUGCUAAAUCUAGAUCAUUUUCGAUUUUAUACUGAUUUUUUUUUAAAUAGACAGCUGGAGAAUUGCUGCUUUUUUAUGGACAUGCACAAUGUUAUGUAUUAAUUGCGGCAAAAUUGACUAGCAGAUAACAAGAGGGUGGCGAAGACCAAAUGGACAGAUCAGGGACGUACGACCCCGGACGUUUUUUCAAUAUUUGUAGCUGUUUAUCCAAUAAACACAAUGAACUCACAAACUCAUUCGCAAUAUGCCCUGCAAAACGUCUCAAAGCUUUGCUAUUUUGAUUUGGUAGUCCUACUACGAUAUAUGGAAGCAGUUUUUCUUUAACGACCUUCCACUUUACUUUGAAAGUAUAACUUACUUGUAUCUUACUUGAUAUCAACUGUUAAAAUUUUUCUUGAAAGAUCAAUUUAUUCUCAUUUCCUCUUACUUAUUCCUUGACCAUUUUUUAAUUCAUUGCCUAAUACAUUUAAGAUGUCUUAAGUUAAUUAUAACGUUAAAAAUGAGUAAAGUAAUUCCUUUAGAGAAAUUAUCGACAUAUGUGCGUUAGAAUUGUCGACAGUUUCUUUAUAAACAUUUCCCUCAGCUGGGCGGAGUGUCUCUUGUUGCUCGCCGAAGAGUUUUGAAAGCCGGGGCGGGGCUGGAACGUAGUUGUGUCUUUGUAUUUUAAUUCAGCUGAAGCCAUAGAUACAUUAUACAAGUACAGCUCAUGGCUUCCGCCAGACCUGGAACAGGAAGACAUCGGUCGGCCGGUCAUCAUGUAACAAGCGUGGAUAUUGAUCCCACCGAGCCUGUCGUGGACGAAUUUGAUCCAUUUCAAGAUCAGAAUAAUGUAGAUGUCGAUGAAGAUCCUACAUACGAGCCUCCACCAGAAAAAGAAUGGUACCACGGCCGUCUCGAUCGGCAGGGCUCCGAGGAGAGGCUGCGCAACUUCGGCAAGACGGGCGCCUACCUGAUCCGCGAGUCGGACCGCAAGCCCGGCUCCUACGUGCUCUCCUUCCUCGGCCGCACCGGCGUCAAUCACUUCCGGAUCACGGCCGUGUACGGCGACUUUUACAUCGGCGGCCGCCAGUUCGCCUCGCUCUCGGACCUGAUCGGCUACUACACGCAGUACUCGGACCUGCUGAAACGGGAGCGGCUGGAGCACCCGGUGCCGCCGCCGGAGCCCGUCAAUGACCGCAGGAAGGCCGUCGCAGUGCUGCCCUAUACCAAGAUGCCCGACACUGAGGAGCUCAGUUUCCAGAAGGGCGACAUCUUCUUCGUGCACAACGACUGCGGCGACGGCUGGCUGUGGGUGACGGCACACCGCUCCGGCGAGCAGGGCCUCAUCUUCCAGGAGCUGACCGAGACCCUGGACGAGACGGUCGACCCCAACUCGGUCUACCCCUGGUUCCACGGCACCGUAUCUAAAAACGAGGCCGUCGAUCUUCUAGUCAAAGCUGGUCCGGGCAGCUACCUGGUCCGUCCCAGCGACAACUCUCCCGGCGACUACUCUCUGUUCUUCCACAUCAACAACCAGAUCCAGCGCUUCCGGAUAGAGAAACGCGGCGUCCGGUACGUGAUGGGCGGCCGGACGUUCGAGUGUCUGGAGGCGGUCAUCAACCGCUACAAGGUCGAGCAGAUCGUCGAGGGACACACGCUCUCGCAGCCGGUCAAGAAGGUCAGCUCGGAGCUGGACGGCCCCGUCCAAUCGCGGGUCGUCCACCACGCCGACGAGAUCUACGCCACACUGCGCGAGUGCAGGGAGAUGCAGGGACUCAAAAAGAGCAAAGGUAUUAAAAUGCAGGGAUAUCUUAGCAAGAAAAAUGAGAAGAAUAAGAAGUGGAAGACCAUGUACUUUGUGUUGCAAGUGGAGGGCACCGAUACUCAUCUUCUGUUUUAUGAUAACCCCAAGCGUAUGAAGCCCAAGGGUCUGAUGGACCUCAGCUGUGCCUAUGUGUAUCCGGUGGACGACUCGCUGUUCGACCGGUCCUUCUGCUUCCAAAUCGUCGAGAAGGCGCUGCCGUGCCUGGCCACCGUCACCUACCUGUGCGCCGGCUGCCAGGACUCGAUGCAGGACUGGGUGUCGGCGCUGAAGCCGCUGUGCGUGCCGCAGAACGCGCGGCUGCCCAAGGUGGCCAACCUGCGCGAGCUGCGCUGUCUGCAGAUCACCGUUCUCGAGGCGUACCGGCUGCCGCUGAAGCUGGUGCCCAGUCCCUUCUGUGUGAUCGCCGUCAAUCAGGUCAAGGUGGCGCGCACCAAGGUCAAAACUGGACCCGACCCUGUCUGGGGAGAGGACUUUGUUCUAGACGACCUUCCACCGGACGUGCUGACGUUCAGCGCCAUGAUCUACAACAAGGGCAAGCGCUCCAAGGACAGCGAGGUGGCCGAGGUCACCGUCGAACUGAAGGACCUCACCAGCGGCGAGGAGACGGAGAACUGGUACCAGCUGUCGGGCAUUACGCCGAUCGGCGAGUGGGGCUCGCUGCGGCUGCGGCUGCGCUACAGUCACGACCUGGCCAUGCCCUGCGACGAGUACUCGUCACUCAAGGAGCUGCUGCUCGACGGUCAACUGGAGGUGGUGCGCGCCCUGGCCGGACUGCGGCACGUCGACCGGCUGCCGCUGGCGGCCGCCCUGCUCAAGGUGUUCAGGUUCGAAAAGAAGGAGGCCGAACUGCUACAGACGCUCAACGACCUGGAGAUCGAGACGGAGGAGGACAAGUCGACGCUGUUCCGCGGCGCCACGCUCACCACGGCGCUGCUCGACCUCUACAUGAAGUCGGUCUGCACCGGCUUCCUCCACGUGGCCAUCUCCGACAUGGUCAACAAGAUCGUCGAGUCCAAACAGACGUGUGAGCUGAACCCGUCCAAGAUGGACCACCAGGACGACGCGUGUAGUAACGCCGAGUACCUGCUGGAGGUUCUGGACAGGAUCACCGACUCCAUCUUCCUGUCCGCAGAGGACUGUCCCAGGACUCUGCGCUACAUCUGCGGCUGCCUGCAGCGCAGCGUGGCCGCCAAGUGGCCCAACGAGAAGCUGGUGCGCACGCGAGUCGUCUCCGGGUUCGUGUUCCUGCGGCUCAUCUGUCCGGCCAUCCUGAACCCGCGGCAGUUCGGAUUGCUCACUGAGCCGCCGCCACUGCAGGGCGCCCGCUCGCUGGUCAUGGUCGCCAAGUGUCUGCAGAACCUGGCCAACUUGGUCGAGUUUGGCGGCAAAGAGCCCUACAUGGAGGUGGUCAACCCGUUCAUCAUCAAAAACCGCGAGCGUAUGGUCGGCUUCCUGGACCACCUCUCGAACGUGCAGGUUCGGCCCGAGCCGGAGGACCUGCCGCUCAAAGGAGACCCGGCCAGGGAGCUGGGCAUCAUCCACCAGAUCUGCUCACAGCAUCUCAAACACAUCCAGGACCAGUGCAGGACACAGCCGAGCCUGCGGAAGCUGGUGACGGUCACUCAGAUCCUGGACAAGCAUAAGAAGACGUACCAGGAGAUGAUCCGGCAGGCGGCGAGCGGCGCGACCACCGGCAGCACGAUGGGCUCGCGGCCGCCGGCGCCCUCCACGCCGCUCGUCUGACCGGCCCUCCCGCCUCAGACACUUCACGCACAGAGCGACUGAGAGACCGAGUGGCUGGCUGACAGACCGGGCGCGCACCCACGCGCACGUGCGCGCCCAACGCGAUAUUAUCGGGGCCGCUCGCCGGCCCGGACUGGCUGUUUUCUACUGGCGCGAGCGAGCGAGAGCGUUUGUUUGCUGUGCCAAAUGUGUUGGUUGGUGCGAGUCGGCGCCGAGUGGCUGCGCGGUCGGCGAAUGUGGCAGUCUGAGGUGGACGCACCGCGCCGCGACAGGUUGGAAUCGCCUCGAUUUACGUGUGCGCAUGGCCCAGUGUCGGUGUAACGAUCUGUCAUAAUCGGGUGAAACCUUAGUUUGAAACGCUUCAAGCGCAUGAAUUAGGUGUUUCCAAUCGUUGGCGGCGCUUUUGACGUCGCGGUUCCGCUGUGUUGUGCCGAACAGAUCUGUUGCCUCAGUCUUUUCCCGCUGUCUUUGCGCACCUUUCGGUGUCGAUGCUUGCGCGCUGGCGUCAUAAUGGUGCUCUCAGGUUCCGGCGCGGCGCUCGCCGGUGUCCGCUCAGUUGGCGUCGUGUUCCGUCUCCCCGUGCGUCGGGCGCCGCGGCCCCGCCCGACCGCUCCGUGAUACGUAUUGCUUUCCUGUAGCCGCAGCCCGAGCCGCAGGGAGCUGCGGGCGCCGCCUGGCCGCGUCGGCGUGUGUGUGAACGCGGGCGAGUGGCAGUCAGUCACGCAGUCAUACCAUCAUUUGUAUUCAUUUGUGUUCAUUGUUUUGUAGUAUUUUAACCGAUGAAUAUAACCCCCACAUUGUC